This is a messenger RNA of Colletotrichum paranaense, 1713 nucleotides long. RefSeq lists its product as uncharacterized. Gene Ontology annotation, biological process: GPI anchor biosynthetic process. Bases 1 to 1713 code for a protein of 570 amino acids. NCBI's taxonomy places the organism in Eukaryota, Fungi, Ascomycota, Sordariomycetes, Glomerellales, Glomerellaceae. The record is from RefSeq and is a predicted model, not a curated record. Gene Ontology annotation, cellular component: endoplasmic reticulum. The transcript has a single exon.
AUGUCCCUAGUGGCCCUCCUCCGCCAUGGCCUCCGCCUCCUGCUGCCGCUGGCGGUAAUCUCGACCUUUUGGCUCUAUCUCUAUCCUGUCUUCUUGGGGUGCGCAUUCCCUGUCGCUCCAACCGGCAGCGCAUCGACGAGUCCGAGCCAUGUUGCCGACAGCAGCGCCGCUGCUUUCCUCGAAGCCGCGCGACAACAUAUUCCUCUACCAAUCCCCCUACGAUCAAGCGAAGCUCGCCCCGCGCCUUUCCGCCUUCUCGCGCUUGGUGACCCCCAGCUCGAGGGCGACACGUCCAUUCGAAAACACGAUGGCCCAAUCUUCCCUCACGCCAGAAGUCUAUGGUCCCAUGUGACCUUUGGAUCGAGUCACUCGCUGCGCCAGCGCAUUCGUCACUCUCUGCACGACAUUGUCGAUAUCUUCUGGGAGGACGUCUUUGACGAGCUCGAGUCCAUUCGCAAGCGGAUAGACCUCUUUGGCAACGACUUUUACCUGGCACAUAUCUUCCGAACGGUACACUGGUGGACUCGCCCUACCCACGUUACCGUGCUCGGGGACCUCUUGGGCAGCCAGUGGAUUGGCAUUGAAGAGUUCCGGCGCCGCGGCCGUCGGUAUUGGGAUCGCGUGGUGCGAGGGGCCGAGAGGGUUCCAGACGAAGCUGCAGUGUUCCCGGCCAUGGAGUAUGACCUCACUGACUACCUUUCCGUCUCUGGUGAGCCCUCUGCUGUGUGGCCGCGCCGUGUCAUCAACGUGGCCGGCAACCACGACAUUGGUUACGCCGGCGAUAUCAAUCAAGACCGCUUCGGCCGGUUCGAGCGCCUCUUUGGCAAGGCAAACUAUGAGCUACGCUUCGAGCUCCCCAUCCAAGACCCGAAACUCAACGCCACCAUUGUGGACGACGAGCAAAAUCCCGAGUCCGAUCGCCUGGCCCCAGAGAUUCGCGUCAUUGUCCUGAACGACAUGAACUUGGAUACUCCGGCCAAAGACACGUCCCUCCAAGACGACACAUAUGCCUUCAUCAACGCGGUCAUUGAGACUUCGGCAGCGGUAGAAUACAGCGGCCAUUUCACCGUUGUACUCACUCACAUCCCGUUGUACAAGCCUGAAGGUGUUUGCGUCGACGCGCCCUUCUUCGACUUUCAUGGCGACCACGAUGGUGGCGGAGUCAAGGAGCAGAACCUGCUCUCGGCUGACGCGAGCAAGGGCUUCCUCGAGGGCAUCUUUGGCAUGAGUGGUAACACGGAGGCGCCCGGCAACGGCAAAGGUCGCCGCGGCGUCAUCUUGAACGGCCACGAUCAUGAGGGCUGUGACACGUACCACUACAUCAACCAGACGAAACCAGAUGAUCGGUCAUGGGAGGUCGAAACCUGGCCGACCGCAAAGAGCCGCGGCGCAGUCGGUGCAGCUGGUGCUCCGGGGCUGAGGGAGAUCACGGUUAGGAGCAUGAUGGGCGACUUUGGCGGCAACGCAGGUCUGCUCAGCGCCUGGUUUGACGAGACUACGUGGACCUGGCAAUUUGAAUAUGCAACUUGCGCCUUGGGCACCCAGCACUUUUGGUGGUUCGUCCACAUCAUCGACCUCAUUGCAGUCGUAGCACUUGUUGCGUACGGCGUUUUAGUCGUGACAGCGACAAGCAGUGCCAGCGUUGCAGCACCUGCACCAGCACCAAUCCCGGAGGAAAAGAAGAUGGUUCAAAACGGGGAGGCCAAUUCAUAA